Physella acuta is the source of this 771-nucleotide messenger RNA. RefSeq lists its product as uncharacterized. The record is from RefSeq and is a predicted model, not a curated record. Lineage: Eukaryota; Metazoa; Mollusca; Gastropoda; Physidae.
AUGUCCAAUCACAAAGCGUUUAACAUCUCGACUACAACACCGCCUGUGAGAGCGGUCGUUGACCUGGGCUACGAAAGGUCAGGCAUCGCGUUCCUGCUUGUGGUUCUACUAGGGUUCAUUGCCCACUUCCUGAAUGCCGUCAACAACGGCAUCAAUGUCAUCGUCUUCUUCAAGAUCGGCCUCGUAGACGUCCUGUUUGUGUCGUUAUUCGCCUUGUCCCUCUACGAUCUCUUCUUCACCAUCAUCGGCUCUAUCCACACAGACGGCAACAUCACCCUCUACAUCAUCUACCACAAGACGCUGUGGUCACGUAACCUCAUCCUCUGGUACACCAUCUCUUUCAAAGACUCCACUUUUCUCUUCGUGACCUACAUCACCAUACCCCACUGCUGUUUGGUGACCUUCCCCUUGCAGUUCAAAACAACCUUCACCUUCCGACGUACGUACUACUCCUUGUUCGGGAUCUCCAUUGUGAACUUGAUCCUUCACCUCCCCAUCCUCUGUACCCAAGGCUUGAUGUUCUGUGAAUCCCCGGAUGUCAAAACCACGCUGACAUUUCACAACCUCGUCUACCCUUACGUCUGCUAUCCCCUCAUCUUCAUCUGCUUCACAUUUUUCGCCACACAACUUGUUUCAUCCCCCAAGUUCCGUCAGCCUCUCAGAAACGCCGCGACCAAAACACCAUCAAAGUUAAACUUCUUGGUCGUCCGGAUAGUUAAAGCCAUGUUAGUGAUCUCUCUGUUCUAUCAUGUGAGUUGUGUCCCAUGUUAG